CGACCAAUUUUCUGUCAGUCUUGCACUGUGCUUCGGCUGGAUUGUUACUCCGAGGCCUGGUCCGGCGUUGACGAACUUUUUGUUUUUCCUUUCGAUUUUCAGUUUUUCCCGUAUCCUGGCCACAGAAAAGCUUCAGUUUGGCGAAAGCGGCCCGCAGGCGUAUCGUCGAUAUGCAAGACUGACAGGACUGCUGGCGAAACAUAUUUUAAAAAAUUCUUAAGGAGGACAGCGAGGCUAAGCGGAUGAGUGAUGAGCGAAAAUGAUCAGUAAUGGUCGAAAUGCUGAAGACGAUUCAUCAACCCUUAAACCACUAGACUAGUGAUGUAUAAAGAAUGGUUUUAUCCAUCAGACAUUGGAAAGCGUAUAGAAGGGUACAUUCUUUGGCCCUUAUAGGGAUGUUGUCAUGACCCAACGUAACUUCCUUCUUUGCCUAGCCUUCCAUCUUACUGGUGUCGGCUAAAUUAAUUUUGUAGUUUAAAUAACUAUUGUUUUAUGCUGUAUUUAUUUUAUUUAACACAAAACAAACAAGUCUUUUUAAAAUAAAGGGAUCAAUUAUUUUUAUAAGAAAAUAUAUUUUUUUAUAAUAACAAAACAUAACAUACAUAUGUAAGUGUUUAUAUAUGGAAGAAGAAAUGUCAACAAUGAAUACAAAAAAAUCAGUGUGAUGGAAGCAUGGAAAGGUGUGGGGAAUUUGAGGCAAGCCCGGAGACCCUCACCCCGGAAAGCGUAGAUUCAACUAAAAAAGGAAAUCUAAACCGAAAUAGCAGUUUUGAACAUGAACAGAACUGUAAACCAAAGAGGACGCACGUCAGGACCGGGUCGGAUUUCUGGGCUCAGGUCGCCGAGCAGACAUCGUACAUUGACAGCACGAGGAGUUCACUUUUAGUUGAUGUUCCUUCCGUACAAUCUCACCUAAAAACACCAAGAACAGGAUAUGCGGGUUCAUGUUCAACACCUUCACUCUCUUUACCCUCUGUACCCUUAGCACGGCCAACCUCGUUACACCACAGAUACAGUGUGAGGGAUACCAAAAAACAUGCCAAAAUCACUAGAUUCUACAGCCAUGACCAUAACACUUUAGCUCGAGGACAUGAACUAAAAGUUAUACAAAGCCAUCCACCUAAUUCGGACGAAUCAAGAUCUUCCUUGGCCGCAAUAUGGGCGGCUGUAGACAAUAACAAUCAGAAAUUUAAAAAGCCUAUUGGUAGAAAACCCAGUUCUUGGGAGGAAAGUGUAUCUCUUCAACGGAGACGGAGCCUUGCAGCGAGGGACACUGGCAAACUUGGUGGAAACACAAAAGAAAUCCCGUUGCCGAUUUCAUCCCUUGCAGGCUUAGAUACAAAAGAUGUGAGAUACUGUUUCCAGCACCCUUACCUUCGCCUAUUCACGACUCUUCUUGUUAUAUUUUGCAACUUUUUACUUUUCGCAGAAGACCCCAUUUCGCACAGUCACACAGAAUCGGUGAUACCUUUAGUGGGGAACGUGUUUAGCUUUGUUUGUACAAAAUAUCCGCCAGACUGGAGAUGGGCUUUAAUCAAGGUUUUAAUGUGGACUUUCGCUAUAUUCUGUGGACUGAUUAUCGGCAAAUUGUUUAUUCAUAGUAUGCUUUUUGGAAAAUAUCUCAGACUGAAAAUGUUCAGAGAUGAACAGGGGUCCUGGAUGGCAAUGUCUCUGACAGUGAUCCUAUCGCUUUAUUUAUUUUCUUUUGUUUACAAUUUCAUACUUGAAAUAUUCUACAACAAACUUAAUUAUACGAUUGAUAGCCGUAUGGGACUUUCAAAUUCUACUGUGAUGAAAGCCGCUGCUUGUGGCACUUGGCUCGGCGAUUUGAUCACAUGGCUCAUGGUCACCGACGUCAUGCUGCAAGAUUCUUUGUAUCCAGACUGGGCCCCUGCUCUUCGCAGGAUCUGGCGCAAGACGAACAUCCCUCGGAUACUUAUAUUUUGGGUCGGUUCUGCUCUCUGUACUGCGUUUGUUGUCACGUUAAUUGUCUCAGAUAUUAUUUCUUGGGAUACACUGAAUCAAGACUUUGUCGCUAGUACAGAACUUUCGAGGGCUUUCCUAGCUUCAUUUAUAUUAGUACUAGAUUUAGUGAUAAUGAUGCAAGACUGGGAUUUCCCUCAUUUCACCACAACUGUCCAUAUAAAUUUGCCAGGAUUUUCUGUGGCGACCCUCGAAUGGAAAUACGCUGAAGUAAAUCUGACAGGAAAGUGGUUCAGUUAUGGUGUCAUAUUCAUGGUGAUGAUGUUGGAUCUUAACAUGUGGAAAAAUCAAAUAUUUUACAACCCUAGUAAAUUCGGCCAAUAUGUUGGGCCGCAUAAUAAAAUACACACGAUCCUUGAUCCUGUCCUACUCCAAACAGGAAAUGCGUCGCUUUGGACAAUCGAAGAAAGGUCCAAAAUUAAUGAGACGACAAAACUGCCAUAUUCAGCAAGUGAUAUGAAGAUGAAUUCGAGAUACAUGGGUUAUCCUUUGAUAAUCAAAUGCACUGCAUUUAUACCUUCCAUUUUGACAUUGAGUCUAUUCCUGUGGAUCAUCUACCUCUACGGUCGAUUUCCAAAUAAGAAUAAACCAGUGUCCAGCGAAGAAAAAGAAAUUGACCUCAACUCCGAAGAUGGAAUCACUGUGUAGGACACAAUGAUUACAACGAUUAUUUUAUUUUGUUUUUAAAAUAAGACAUAACGCUAAUGCCGAUAAAAAUAAUACACAAUAUUCAUCGAGACAUGUUCUGAAAAUAAAACAAUAUAAUUAUUUUCCAAUUUUUGAAUCUGGCCUGGAGUAAUGGCGGUUGAAACAAUUUUGCAUUUACACAGUUGCUCAGAGCACAAGGUCACUAAACUAUUACCAUAAGAAUUAUCAAAUAAGAGAAUAAUUUUUUAAAACUUUUCUACAAAAAUCAUAUUUAUCGCCAAUAUGCAGUCAAUUUCUAAAUAUCUUCAUCACUUCACGGGACACGACUAAGUUUUUACUUUCUAAUGCGUUUAUAUGUAUAAUUAAAAAAUAAAAUAAAAUUCCUAUGGAAUUAAUUAAGGUAAAACAAGUCGGUAGAAGUAAUUUAAGCAUUUUGAAAAUAACUUGUUCAGAGUACACAAACUUACACGGGAUAACAUAUAAUAAUGUUUGACAGUUUCUGUUUGAUUACUUUGUUUUUAUAAUAUUACAAAUAUUCUGUCAAUGAGAUAUUUCAGGCUGUCUUCCUUAAAUUUUAUCUUGCCUUAUCUUCCUUUUCUGUGCUAUGCUUCCUUGUACCAUUUGCCUUCAUAAUUAUUAUGGGAUACAAUUUUCAUUUUUAGUUAGAUAUAUUGUAAAAAAAAAAUACUUUGAUGUAUCUCCAAAAUAUGAUAAAAAAAUAAACAUAAUAUGUUCUUAGGCUAAUUACUUGAUCUCAACACUUAAGAUUGUACAAUUUUUUUUUUUUAAAUUUGUAGAAGGCGUUUCUUAAUGAAAAUUGACACUGUUCUGCAGUAAGUUGUAAUUAAUAAAAUUUGAAUGACAUGUAUGUACUUUUAAAAUGUAUAUUGAUCAUUUCUAUGAAAAAUAUUUGUGAGAAGAAACUCAACAAAAACAGAUUUCUGUAUUGUGUUUAUGAACUUAUACACAACUAACUAGUCCAAUGUAUCAAAGAAGGCAGCGUAUUUGUUGUAGAUUAGUUUUUUGUAAGUGCAAAAUGUUGAGCCAAUAUUUUUUUAAUUUUUCAAUUAAAAGCUGCCAGAAUUGUUUUGCUCCAUGUCCUCCAAUUAUUUUAGUCUGUUUUAAUUUAAAAAAUAAUGGAUAAAAUGAGUGAGAUCCAUUUUGGUUAUGUGAAGUCAGUGUGAAGCUUGGUACGCUAGGUUAAAAUAAAAUAAAUCAAAACAGAACUAGUUAUGAGAAAGCUUUUAACUUUUUCCAAGCUUUUGUAGACAAUAUUAUUGAUAAAAUUUCAGUUGUGUGUGUAUUAUCUGAUGAAUCUUAAAAAACAAAAUAAUUAAUAAAUGUUUUACUUAUAUGUAUAUUUUUUUAAUAAAGUAAUAUUUAAAAUGUCAAAUUAGAUGUAACGAAAGUUACCAAUUUAUGUAUAUUGGCCAUUUUAUCUCAUGUGAUCUGUACCUGAGAGUUUAUCCUUUUUUUUUUUUUUUUAAAGUACUUAUUAAAAGGUACAGCAGUGGUUAAUCCAUAUAUUUUUAUUGAAUUUUACAGAAAAUAUAUUCUUUUUUUAAACGUAAUAUAUUUUAAAGUGCAAUAUACAAAAUUUGUUUAAAUAAAACAAAGAUCAUACAAAUAUUACUUUAUUCUGACUAUAUUCAUUCUAUUUUUACUUAAUGUCGGCUGUGCUUUAGAGAACAAGAUUUUGUAAACUCUUUUUGUAAAUAUUCGCUUGGCAAUUUAAUGUUCCUUGAGGCCGUUCAUUGUGUAUUAUCAAAAAUUUAUAUUUAGUUGGUAAUUUUUUGUUUAUAUUAUAUUUGUUUAUUUAUUAUUUUUACUACUUAUUGUACUUAAAGUUUUCAGUUUUGAAAGCAUAGAAAAUUCAUUUCUUUUCUUUCUAAUAUUCUUGAAAUCAGUUUAUCGUUUGUACAGAACGAGGGAGGACCAAUCUACAAAAGAAGAUAAGUAAAAAUAUGUUGUAUAACUAUUUAAUAUGUAGCAAUAGAGUUACAUUAUUGUUUGUUAGUUGUUGUCAGAGUCUACAGUACAAUAAUGUUACAAAAAAAAAAAAAAAAAGAAAAACAAAGAAAAAAUAUUUUUGAUGUAGUCAUAAAUAAGGACAUGCCUCAAAGUGUCCUUAGGUGAACAGAAAUUCACUAGGCCGUAAUCAAAUUGCAGUUUUUGGCAGAAAUGUAAAAGUGUGAGAGAAAAUGUAUUUUAGACAUGAGAGGAAACUCUUGUUUUGAUCAAAGUGAAAUGUAUAAUCAUAUAUAAUGUAAAAUUAAUGCUGAUGAUGUGCACAAUAAACGAUUAAUAAAA
This is a messenger RNA of Cimex lectularius (bed bug), 4941 nucleotides long. Its product is annotated as transmembrane protein 117-like. The record is from RefSeq and is a predicted model, not a curated record. The transcript has 15 exons. The coding region runs from base 673 to 2631 and encodes 652 amino acids. NCBI's taxonomy places the organism in Eukaryota, Metazoa, Arthropoda, Insecta, Hemiptera, Cimicidae. Gene Ontology annotation, biological process: intrinsic apoptotic signaling pathway in response to endoplasmic reticulum stress.